UUGCAUCUUUUGCUUAACCGGCUGCUUUCAGAGCUACCGAGUUAGAUUGGACGUACAAAGAUCAUCAAGAUGGUCCCUGCAGUUACACUCUACAAUGGAGCCAAGAUGCCCUUAGUUGGUCUGGGAACCUGGAGGGCCGAACCGGGGAAGGUCACCGAGGCUGUGAAGGUGGCUAUAAGCAGCGGCUACAGGCACAUAGAUGCUGCCUUCGUGUACGAGAACGAAAGAGAAGUUGGGGAAGGAGUGCGCGCCAUGAUCGAACAAGGAGUGACAAAAAGGGAGGAUUUAUUCAUCGUCAGUAAGCUAUGGUGCACCUUCCAUGUUCCGUCGCUGGUAAGGGGAGCAUGUGAGAAAACUCUCAAAGACCUGAGACUGGACUAUGUGGACCUUUACCUUUUACACUUCCCAGUAGGAGUACAGCCAGGGGAAAAGAUUUUUCCAUCAGACGAGAACAACGAAAUCAUUUGUGAUGACAGCUACUUCCUGGACACAUGGGGGGCAAUGGAGAAGCUGGUGGAUGAUGGUUUGGUCAAAGCCAUAGGUGUUUCAAACUUCAACAAAGACCAGAUUGAAGCCAUUCUCAACAAGCCCGGCCUCAAAUACAAACCAGCCAACAAUCAGAUUGAGUGCCACCCAUAUCUAACCCAAGAGAAAAUGAUCAACUAUUGCCACUCAAAGGGCAUCACAGUUACAGCUUUCAGCCCCCUGGGAUCUCCAGACAGACCCUGGGCUUCCUCUGAUGACCCCCGUCUUCUAGAGGAUGCUACCAUCUUGGCCAUUGCUAAGAAGCACAACAAAUCUCCAGCACAGGUUCUCAUGCGUUUCCACACACAGAGGAAUGUGGCCGUCAUCGCCAAGUCAGCAACACCAAGUCGGAUCAAGGAGAACUUCCAGUUGUUUGACUUUGAGUUGAGCCAAGACGACAUGAAAACGAUCCUGGGCUUGAACAGGAACUACAGAGGAUUCCCAGCAAAGUGGGCCAUAAAGCAUAAAGACUACCCCUUCAAUACAGAGUACUAGCCGAUGCAGCACUGUUUCUGCUUGAUUCUUCUUUGUGGGGAAAAAAAAAAAAAGAUGAACAUAUUGUGUAAUUAAAUUACUGCCUAAUUAUUGUCUAUGGAACCUGCAGGAAAUGUCACCAAAAAAUUGUUUAUGAAUCUUUAGUUAGACAUUAAAAGGGAAGAAAAUGGUUUAAAUAAAGGCUGAUUUGUAAUAUGACUAAAUCUAGAAGAAGCAAGAGUAUCGUGACAAUAUUAUCUCCAAUCAAAUGAAAAAUCAUUAAACAGUUUAUGUUGAUCUGCCACAGUAAUGAACAUCUAGUCAACAGUUAGUUUGCCAUAAUGUUCUUAUGGACAACUGUAUUUGAUGCACUGGUAUUGUGUAACAUCUACUGAAUUUGUUGAAUUAAAGACUUGCUGUUCAAAAUGCCA
Molecule: messenger RNA, 1430 nt
Organism: Poeciliopsis prolifica (blackstripe livebearer)
Lineage: Eukaryota; Metazoa; Chordata; Actinopteri; Cyprinodontiformes; Poeciliidae
Product: aldo-keto reductase family 1 member B1-like
Exons: 10
Coding region: 70-1020 (316 amino acids)
Cellular component (GO): cytosol
Molecular function (GO): aldose reductase (NADPH) activity
Source: RefSeq, a predicted model, not a curated record